AUGGUGUUGAAGUCCAGGAUGGCGUCGCUGUUGAUCAUGAAGCAGUUCUGCAGCGGGGUCAUCACGUCCUCCACCGUCUUGGUGCGCAGCUCCAGCGCUCCCUGGAUCAUGUUGAGCUCCUCCCUCACCAGGUCGUUGUAGGGCUCCGUCACCUUCAGCAUCUCCACCAGCUUCUCCCGGUUGUAGACGGUGCCGAUCUCCUGGCCCAGGAUGCAGUCCAGCAGCUUGCUGAUGGGGUAGGACAGCGGGAAGGUGACCAGCAUGAAGAACUUGGUGACCACGAUGGUGUUGGCGCCCACGGCCAGCCCGUGCCGCGAGCACAGCGCCUGCGGCACGAUCUCGCCGAAGAUGACGAUGCCGAUGGUGGAGGCCACCACGGCGCCGAUGCCGGAGCCGAUCAGGUCGUCCAGCAGGAUGGUCAGCGUGGUGUUGACCAGCACGUUGCCCAGCAGCAGCGAGCAGAGCAGGUAAUUCCCUUUCCUGCGGAUGGGCUCGAUCCUGCGGGCGUAACGCUUCUCCUUAUCCGUCCCACAGUUCUGCACGAUCCUCAGCUCCAUGGGGUCCAACGCCAUCAAGCCCAGGUUGAGCCCGCUGAACAUCCCCGACAGCACCAACAAGCCCGCGAUCAGAAUCACCUGCAGCCACAAGGGCAGCAGCGACUUCUUCUCCUCCAGCACCAGCACGUGCCCGUCGGGCCCUUGGUGCGGCAGCCAGGGCUGCCCGGGCCGCCGCUGCGAGCACAGCACGUAGGUCUUGGCCCUCUCGUCCUUGCGCAGCGGCUGCACCCGCACCCGGAGCAGGGCCGAGGUGUCGCGGGGCUCGGCGGGGCCGGGCCGCACCACCAGGUCCUGCGAGCGCUCCUGGCACGUGGCGUUGCCGCUCGAGGCGUUGCCGCCCGGCCGCAGCUCGGCGAAGGCCACGCGCUCGGCGGCGCCGGGGCCCAGCCCCAGCCCGUAGAGGCGCAGCAAGGCCUCGCUGCCUUCCGUGAGGCGGAUGGGCCCGCGCUCGGCCGCCCCCGCCGGUGCCACCGCCGCCGCCGGUUUGGUGCUCUCCUCCAGGCGCAGCCCCAGCACCACGGUGUCGGCCGCGGGGACGGCGCCGCCGGGCAGCGCCAGCAGCAGCAGCAGCGGCGGCAGGAACGGGCCCGGCGAGAGCGGGGUCCCCCCACAGCCGCCGGCGCCGCCGCCCGCCGCCAUGUUGGGCACUGGCGGGAGCGUCACGCACGGGCCGACGCGGCCGCGGGGUGACGUCACGCGCGGAGGGCACGCCCCCUCGGGGAACGGCGGCCGGUUGGGCACGCCCCUCGAGGAUGACGUCAUUGAGGGCACGCCUCCUCGGGGACCGGCGACCGGUUAGGUACGCCCCCUAGAUGGUGACGUCACUACAGGCGCGCCGUGGAUGGUUCAAUGAUGUCAUGCCCAGGGGUGACGUCAUACACGGAGCACCGCCCAGAGGAGGGGAAGGACGCUCUGGCCACGCCCUCAGCGGUGACGUCACGCGGAGACACGGCUCCUCCCAACGGGGUGUGGCGAAACUCUUAAAGAGAUACGCCCCUACUGUGACAUCACACACAGGACCACGCCCCCGGUUUUUCCUCUGGCCGCACCCCCUCGGUGACACCUUUGAUGUGACAUCACACCCCGCAGCAGGGAGAAACGAUCCUGGGGGCAACCGCGGGGUGACGUCACCUAGAGGGCCACGCCCACGCUGAGGGAGUCACACUGCUGGGGGCACAGGGACACGCCCCUUGUGACGUCACUCGGCCCGGGGUGGCACCAGGACCUCGGGGGUGGCACUAGGACCCGGGAGAAGGGAGGUCACCCAGCUCAAUGGCGGCUGUCAUCACCAGGCGCCGGAACUGCAUUACCCAUCACCCCCUCGCACAUCCAGGUGACAGACAGCUCAUCUGACCAAUCAUCAUUGGUGCUUCCCCUAAUGGGCGGGGACAGCGGUGCGAGCCAGCCAAUGGGCGCGCGGGGCGGGCCGCGGCGCGGUGGGGGAAAGAUGGCGGCGGCGGGCCGGUGGCGGGCCGGGUUGGUCCUGCUGGCCGUGCUGCUGGAGCUCGGCGGGACGGCGGCCGAGCAGACCGAGGAGCACCUCAAACGCGAGCACUCGCUGUCCAAGCCGUACCAGGGUGUGGGCUCGGCCAGCUCGGGGCUCUGGGACCUGCUGGGCAACGCCAUGGUCAUGACUCAGUUCAUCCGCCUCACCCCCGACGUGCAGAGCAAGCAGGGAGCCGUGUGGAACCGAGUGCCCUGUUACCUGCGGGACUGGGAGAUGCAGGUGCACUUCAAGAUCCACGGGCAGGGCAAGAAGAACCUCAACGGAGACGGAUUCGCCAUCUGGUACACCAAGGACAGGAUGCAGCCAGGACCUGUUUUUGGGAGCAAGGACAACUUCCUGGGGCUGGGAGUGUUCGUGGACACGUAUCCCAACGAGGAGAAGCAGCAGGAGGCUCAGAAGAGGAGGUACAGCCCUGGAAACCAGCGCGUGUUCCCCUACAUCUCCGCCAUGGUGAACAACGGCUCGCUGACCUACGACCACGACCGCGACGGGCGCCCCACCGAGCUGGGCGGCUGCACCGCCAUGGUGCGCAACCUGCACCACGACACCUUCCUGGUCAUCCGCUACGUCAAGCGGCGCCUCACGGUGCUGAUCGACAUCGACGGCAAGCACGAGUGGCGCGACUGCAUCGACGUCCCCGGCGUGCGCCUGCCCCGGGGCUACUACUUUGGGACAUCCUCGGUCACCGGGGACCUGUCAGACAACCACGACAUCAUCUCGCUGAAGCUGUACCAGCUGACGGUGGAGCGGACGCCGGAGGAGGAGAAGCGGGAUCGGGAAGUUUUCCUGCCCGUGGUGGACAACCUGAGGCUGCCGGGAAUGGAGGCACCAAUGGAGCCCAUGAGUGGCCUGGCCCUGUUCCUCAUCGUCUUCUUCUCGCUGGUGGCCCUCGUCUUCGCCAUUGUCAUCGGCAUCAUCCUCUACAACAAGUGGCAGGAGCAGAGCCGCAAGCACUUCUACUGAGCCCAGACCCCUGGGGUGGCCCAGCCCGGGCUGGCGGUGGCCACGUCCCCAUUGCCACCCGUGCCAGGGUGCCAGGGAGCCCCAAAGGACGGUGCCAGCCUGGCUGAGGGGUGCAGAGACUCCCCAGCGCUUGUCCCGUUGCUGUGGCCACCAGAGACUGCCCAGGUGCCACCAUCUGGAUGUGCCCACCAGAGACUGCCCAGGUGCCACCAUCUGGAUGUGACCACCAGAGACUGCCCAGGUGCCACCAUCUGGAUGUGACCACCAGAGCCCCCCUGGAUGAGCCCCACUCCGGACUUUUGGCGGCCACAUCCCCAUUGCCACCUGUGCCAGGGCAUCCAGGACCCCCCAGAUGCCUGGCAUGGGGACGGUGCCAGCCUGGCUGAGGGGUGCAGAGACUCCCCAGCGCUUCUCUCAUGGCUGUGGCCACCAGAGCCCCUCCCGAGGAGCCCCACCCUGGCACGUCCUGGUCACAUCCCCAUUGCCACCUGUGCCAGGCAUCCAGGACCCCCCAAAUCCCUGCCAUGGGGACGGUGCCAACCCAGCUGAGGGGUGCAGAGACUUCCCAGGUGCCACCAUCCAGCUGUGGCCACCAGGACCCCCCCUGGACGAGCCCCUCUGGGCUGGGACGAGCCCCUCCGGGCGCUGCUGCUGCUUUUCCCGGCUGGAUGAACUGGAAGUGCCCCCUCCUCAGUUUUGGGGGUCCCCCUGCCCAUUUCCCAGCAUGUGGCCACCCCUGCAUGUCGUGUCCUGGGGCUGCUCCUACCUCAGGCCCUGCCAGCCACAGCGGGUGCCCAGCUCGCCUUGGGGGUGCCCUGCGCACUCGGGCUGGCAUCGCCCUCCUCGCCAGGACCCACCAGGAUCCCAGCCCUGCACCCUUCCAGGAUGGGCCCACCCAGGACAGGUGGUGCCCACCCAGGACAGGUGGUCCCCGGCAGGGUUUUGGUGGCCCCAGGGUGGUUUUUGGGUAGGUUUUGGUGGCCCCAGGGUGGUUUUUGGGUAGGUUUUGGUGGCCCCAGGGUGGUUUUUGGGUAGGUUUUGGUGGCCUCAGGAUGGGGUUUUUGGGUGGGUUUUGGUGGCCCCCAGGCUAGGAGAGGACUGGAGGGAUUGUCCACGCUGGGAGCUGUUUCCAAGGAGAGUUUUCCCAGAGUUUUGUUUUCUUUUUUGGGCCGAUCUGGUGGCGUGUGCCUUGCCUGGAGCUGUGCCCAGCUCCCCGGAGGGUGAGGAGGGGACUGAGGGGAUUGUCCAUGCUGGCACUGGGGAGCCGGGAGCUGUUUCCAAGGAGAGUUUUCCUGGA
Messenger RNA from Agelaius phoeniceus (red-winged blackbird), 4324 nucleotides. RefSeq names its product lectin, mannose binding 2 like (gene LMAN2L). Gene Ontology annotation, cellular component: Golgi membrane; endoplasmic reticulum membrane; COPII-coated ER to Golgi transport vesicle. Gene Ontology annotation, biological process: endoplasmic reticulum to Golgi vesicle-mediated transport. Gene Ontology annotation, molecular function: D-mannose binding. The record is from RefSeq and is a predicted model, not a curated record. Lineage: Eukaryota; Metazoa; Chordata; Aves; Passeriformes; Icteridae.